AUGGUGAGGUCAAGUGUAGUCCGGGAAGGAACGCAGUCCGGGAGAAAGUUCACUGAACAUUUGAAUGAACUUGUGAAAUCCACUGGACAAGAUUCACUUAGACCGGUCUGCUUGGGUCAGGCUAAUAAUCGUUCAGCUGUAACACCCUUUAGGUGCCUAGCUGCCACGCCACAUGAAGGAGACACGAGGGCUGAGAUACUGCCAGGUCUCCCAAGCCUAGACAGGGGAAGUCGAGAGGCAGAGGUCGGGUUCGAACUACAAGCCUUCCGGUCAGUAAAUUCAUGUUCUAACCACUUGGUCCAUCUCGCCCCCAGAUCACAGGCUAAUCGCUUUUGUUUGACACGCAGAUGUGGAUCACAGAGGAACAGAUGA
Messenger RNA from Opisthorchis viverrini, 372 nucleotides. RefSeq lists its product as hypothetical. The transcript has 2 exons. Bases 1 to 372 code for a protein of 123 amino acids. The record is from RefSeq and is a predicted model, not a curated record. NCBI's taxonomy places the organism in Eukaryota, Metazoa, Platyhelminthes, Trematoda, Opisthorchiida, Opisthorchiidae.